Molecule: messenger RNA, 351 nt
Organism: Staurois parvus
Lineage: Eukaryota; Metazoa; Chordata; Amphibia; Anura; Ranidae
Source: the annotation of a GenBank genome assembly
ACUGGUGGGUGGCACUGGUGGGCAGCACUGGUGGGUGGGUACAGGUGGGUGGCACUGGUGGGCACAGGUGGGUGGCACUGCUGGGCACAGGUAGGUGGCACUUCUGGGCACAGGUGUGUGACAUUGCAGAGUGGCACAGGUGGGUGCACUGCUGGGCACAGGUGGGUGCACUGCUGGGCACAGGUGGGCGGAACUUGCGGGUGGCACUGCUGGGCACCGAUCAGCAGGGCACUGAUCAUCAGUGCCCUGAUGAUCGGUGCCGAUCCCCGCUCUGACAACUGCCGGUUCUCGGCAGUACUUUCCUCACGAUCUGACAGCGUGAGGAAAGUGCAGCCGAGAACCAGCACUUGC